GAACAACGAGAUCUUACGCCAUCAGCGACCAUCUCCUGUGUGUAGCUCAGUCAGGUCAAGGAAGCUGCUUCUGAACUUGUGCUGGCACUCGGCUAGUGUUUUCUUCAUGUCUCGAAGCUCAUAAAUCUUCCCAUCGCAAAACCACUAUCCCUGAGCUUUUCGUCAUGAUUGAUCUUGCCAGGGGACACCCAUCAACGCGCCUAUUCCCUGUCGAGCGCUUUCAAAAGGCGACGCAGACAUUUCUAGAGAAGCUUGCUUCAGGACAGUGGGACGGUUCAACGCAACUUUCUGAUGAGUCCCUUGUCAGGGAACGCGACCGGCAUCCCAUGCAAUAUGGUGCUGACUUAGGCUCUCAUGACUUGCGAGCUAGCAUACUGGAAUGGGAAAGGUCGAGAGGGAUUUCAAGGAACUUGCACCCGGAUAUGUUGGGCGUGACAUGUGGAGCUAGUUAUGGCUUGAUGAAUGCAGUCACACAAUUCGCUGAACAGGGCUACACAAGCAGAAUCUUCAUGAUCACUCCAGCCUACUUCCUGGCAGCCCGUAUAUUCAUUGAUGCUGGCUUCGAGGACUGUCUCACGGCUAUCGAUGAAGUCAACAACCUUGAUGAUGGACUUGUUGGCCCUGAUCUGAAGCAAUUGACCGCCUACGUUGAAGGCGACGCAGCACGUUCCAAGUCCGAAGCAACCUUGGCCGGCAAGCGAUUCAAGUACAUCUUCUAUGGGGUCCCGAAUUUCAGUAACCCCAGCGGUAUCACUUGGACAGAGUCGACCAGGAAGGACCUGGUUCGGCUAGCACAGAAGCACGACAUGCUGAUUAUCACUGACGAAGUGUACGAAGGCUUGUCCUGCUCGACCGUGAAAAACGAGCAUGUCAACACCUCUGAAGUACAUUCUCGUAUGGUAGACUUGGAUCUAGCAUCAAAGAAGACGACUGGAUUUGGUAACUGUAUCGGCAAUCGCUCGUUCUCCAAAUACCUUGGACCUGGUCUUCGAGUCGGCUACGUGGCCUGCUCUUCGACUCAGAUGGCAGCUCAGUUCAGUGCAGGCGGCGCCAAUCAUUCGGGAGGAGCCACGAGUCAAUUGACUUCCUACAUUGUAAGAGAGCUCGUCAGAGAGGGAGACGACUCAAGACAAUCAACUUACCCAAUUGUCGAAAUCUUGGCUGAGCUUCAAGAAGUGUAUGCUCUCAGACGCGAUGCCAUGCUUGAGGUCUUGUUUGCUUCUUUGCCUAAAGGCAGCUUGGUCAAUGGCCACGACGCAGCUUCCAUAGCGUUGGCCCCGCAAGGCGGAUACUUUUUGUGGGUCACACUUCCUCAGCAUUCGCACAUUGACUUGCCAGACGUCUUGAGCAGACUUCGAGAUGAGAAAGGAGUACUUGUGAUGCCUGGACUAGGCUUCGAGGUGAAAUCAAGUGGUCCCGAGUCAAGAGGUUGGGCCAGCCGCUGCUUUAGACUCAGUUUCAGCUGGGAGGAAGCUGAUAAAUGUGUCAAGGGCGUCAAGAAGCUCUGUCAGGCUAUUGAUGAAGCAUGGAUGCACAAGCACGAAACAGCUGAGCAAUGAUCUAUCUC
This is a messenger RNA of Protomyces lactucae-debilis, 1567 nucleotides long. RefSeq names its product pyridoxal phosphate-dependent transferase. The transcript has a single exon. Gene Ontology annotation, biological process: biosynthetic process. The coding region runs from base 165 to 1559 and encodes 464 amino acids. The record is from RefSeq and is a predicted model, not a curated record. NCBI's taxonomy places the organism in Eukaryota, Fungi, Ascomycota, Taphrinomycetes, Taphrinales, Protomycetaceae. Gene Ontology annotation, molecular function: pyridoxal phosphate binding; L-2-aminoadipate:2-oxoglutarate transaminase activity.